CUGACUCCCACACAAAGGUCCUAGUUCAAGAUGACAACGUCCGACGACUUGAAGAAAUCCAUAUCUGAUCUCCAAUACACUCAGAAUCAAAAGAGAGGAGACAUGGUCGAUAUGCGGAAAGUUGAGCGGUUCAUCAAGGCCAUGGAACAGUUUGGCAAGGUCCUUGCAAACAGCUCCGAGUUUGUUGCCUUUGUCUGGGGACCAAUAAAGCUCAUUCUCCAGAUAAUUCCUACCCACGCCGCCGUGACAGCCUUGACGGCGGACAGCAUCGCCGAGAAUCUUCCAAUUUUCCAAGAGUAUGGGAAUACGUUCGCUCAAAACACAGCGAUGCAAUCGGUACUGGAGAGGAUGUGGUCCGUCAUUUUCCAGUUCCACAAAGAGGCACUCAAGGUCCUUAGCAAGAACACCCUGAGGCACGUCUUCCGGUCCCUAUGGGGUGACUUUCGUGGCCGCUUCAAGUCCAUGCUCGAUGAACUCAAGAGCCUAAAGGAGCUCGUUGAAAGUCAUGCAAACCAAUGGCACAUCACCCAGUAUCACAAAGACAGAGCUGUGAUUCUCGAGGCCCUGGAAAGAACACAGCAGCAAGAGUCAUACGCUGCCUUUGAGAGGGUGCGAAACUGGAUAUCUGGAAUAAGUCAAGACGGACAGUUCGAAAGACAUCAGCGUGUUUUAGAGAGUGUCCAAAGCAAGACUCACAAGCGGGGUGGACAAUGGAUCUUGGGUCACGAAAAGAUGAAGAGUUGGCUAGGUCAAGGUCUCAGAUCCUCUGUACUCUGGGUCAAUGGUAUUCCUGGAGCAGGAAAAUCCGUGCUUGCAUCUGUGGUGGUUGGAAAGCUUAAAGAAAUCAGAAAGGACGAAGAGGAAAACAAGCAGGACCUUAGCUCGCAUGCAUUCUUCUUCUGCGAAUACAGAGACGCUCACCGAAACCACGCGUUAGCGAUCCUCUCAGCUCUUCUCUCUCAGAUCCUCACGAUGGAAAGGGAUCUUAUUCCAUACGUCGACCACAAGCGCGACCAAAAAGGAGAUACGAAGCUUGAAUCGCUGGACCUCUGCAAAGAGCUACUUAGGGUCGUCGUGAAAGACGGGCCAACAAAGUACUUCGUGGUGGACGGGAUCGACGAUUGCGAGGAGCCGGACCGGAGAAACUUCAAACUAGUGAUAUUUAGCAGAGAGGAGCUAGACAUCAAGAAGCGCCUUGCGGGCCCGAACACCAUCCAUAUCACACCGGAGGAUGUGGGCCAAGACAUCGAGAAUUUUGUAGAGUUCCACAGUCGCUGCCUCCAAGAGGAGUUUCCAGAGCGCGGCUUGACCGAGGAUAGGCGCGUGGCUAUCCAAAAGCAGCCCGGUUCGAACAGGGAUGUUCUUUUUGCACGCCUCAUAAUGGAGAAUCUCAAGGCGCAGAAGACCUUGGACGGCCUCAACAAGGAGCUGGAUCCGAAGACAUUUCCAAAGAACUUGGAUUCUGCUUAUGAACGAACUUUCAAGCGAAUUAUGGACAAGGCCACCCCUAACGAAAAAGACGUGAUUCUAACUAUACUUAAGCUUAUGACAUGUUGCUGGCGCCCACUCAAAUGGCAUGAAAUCCAGGCUGCUAUUUCGAUAGUGCUCAACGAGGAGGAAAAGAUGGAUCCACGCCGCUGCUGGACAGGACAGGCCCAGGACCUCUUCGGGUCACUUGUGCUGUCGGAACCCGCGGAAGGGGGGAGAGUGGGAUUUGUCCACAAGACGGUGGAGGAUUUCAUGGCCCGAUCGUCCAAGGUCACCAACAUGACAGCUAUCUCGGCAGAGCAUCGCGUGACGCUACUCUGUCUGCAAUACCUAACGUGGGCUUGCUUUGACAGGGAACUCAACCCAGUUCCAGAAAAUCCCGAGCGGCAGUUCGCAUUCCAAGAUUACGCUUCCGCCCACUGGGUCGACCAUGUAGGGCACCUCGUCAGGGCUGCGCACCACAGGCUGUCCACCCCCAAAGACACGGGGUUCUCGGGCGAAUACACCCGGGGCAUGGGGCCCACGGGCAAAGACGUCAAGGAGAUGGAGCAAGCCGCAGAGAGCUUCAUCCUUCGGUUCUACGACAAAUUGAAGGAUAAAGAGAGGUCUGAGUGCGAGUACAUGCAAGCUGCGGCAUCCCUGGGCCUCUCUGAGCAAGUAUUUGAAGUCAUAUGGAGAGGGGUGAAUUGGGUCCAGACACGGAAAGGGGACGAGGUGGAUGACAUAUUCCCGCCGACACUGCAGGCCGCCGUGCUCGCAAACCGAAAGAUUCUCGAAUCAAUGGCCGACCAAGUCAGAUGCUCGCCAGCGCUGCUCGCGUACUACGGCGGCAGCCUCUUCAAGUGCUCGAGACGGACAUGCUACCACUUCCACGAGGGGUUCUACUCCGAGCUGAGGCGGAGGUACCACCGCGACAGGCAUAAGACGUGCUACGUCUGCCCCGAGAGCAGCUGCCCGCGCAGCCAUGCCGGUUUCCGCAACGAAAAGGAGAUCGCCAAGCACAUCAAGCAGAUGCACCCGGCCGCCGUCACGCUCUCCUGA
Messenger RNA from Gaeumannomyces tritici R3-111a-1, 2529 nucleotides. RefSeq lists its product as hypothetical. The record is from RefSeq and is a predicted model, not a curated record. Lineage: Eukaryota; Fungi; Ascomycota; Sordariomycetes; Magnaporthales; Magnaporthaceae. The transcript has 8 exons. Bases 31 to 2529 code for a protein of 832 amino acids.